UUUCAAAUAAACAAAUAAUAAAAUAAAAAAUAAUUAUAACACUAAAAUAAUAAUGCACUUGUCCUGAACCCGUAUUAUAAAGUAGCAAGAACAGCACUAAACGUGUUUCAAUACAAAUUAUCAAUUAAAACUGCCGUUUAGUUUUCUUCAUCUCUCAUAUUCGUCGGCUUUAACUGUAUCAACAGUUACAAGGAAUGGGUCGUUUCUGGACUUUGCUCUCUACACUUCACACCAUGGCCGGGCCAGGGGUUAUGCUUCUCUACCCGCUGUAUGCAUCAGUGGUGGCAAUAGAAAGCACUUCGAAAUUAGAUGAUGAACAGUGGCUCGCUUAUUGGAUUUUGUACUCAUUUCUUACUCUCAUGGAGAUGCUGCUUCAGCCUAUCUUGGAAUGGGUGCCCAUAUGGUACGAUCUGAAGCUAGUGUUUGUGGCGUGGUUGGUUUUGCCACAAUUUAGAGGGGCUGCCUUUAUUUAUGAGAAAUUUGUUAGAGAAAAACUGAUAAAAAGGUACGGAGGAGCACAUUUCCAAAAGUCCCCCAAUGGGAAGGGCAAGAACAAAUUCGUCGAUUUUGUCUCUGCCAAGAAGGGGGAGCAAGAAGCUUACUAGUGAAGAAAAUGGUUGAAGAGGAAACUGCGUUUGCCAUAUUAAAGCUGCUGAUUGAUGUUUUUAUCUUUACCCUUUAGUGUUCUGUUAGCUUCGUUUGAAAUCAUAUGUAUGGAUCCUUUACCACAAUUGCCUUGUUCUUGUGUAUACGCUGGUUGUAUAUUGUAUAGGGCACAAAUACCAUUGUUUUUAGUUCAACCAAAGGGUGAGAGUUUUAAUAAACAUUCAAAACACAUCAAUAGUGGAUAUCUUACAUGAGAAAGUAAAAUUAAAGUUAUAUGUUGGAGUAAAUAAACAUAUAAAGUU
Molecule: messenger RNA, 908 nt
Organism: Striga asiatica
Lineage: Eukaryota; Viridiplantae; Streptophyta; Magnoliopsida; Lamiales; Orobanchaceae
Source: the annotation of a GenBank genome assembly